CAAAUAAAUAGGGGUCGGCUCUUCCCUAACCCAGGUAUCCUCACAGGCAACCAAAGCAAACAAUCCUUACAAACUUGUUCAUCUUUCCUCAAUAGUAAGCCAUGGAAGAGAAUCAAAAUGGCCCAAAAUCUGUAGGAAUACGUCAGAAAAUCCUCAGUGCAUUUACUCAUGUCUUUCCUGUUUUCAGAAAAGUUCGUCGCAGUACAUCAUCUCGCGAACAAGUUCCCAAACCUGCUUCAUCCCCUUCUCCAAACCCAAAAAACAAUGAAAUUCAAACCAAACCUCCUGCCCCUGAACAUCCCAAGUCUUUACAAGGUUUCCAACACCUUGAACACAUUGAAGUUCCUGUCGAGUUUGACCACUCAAGCCUGCACUCUCCAGACGUCAGAGCCAAACCAGCAACAGUACCACAUUUUCCCAUCCAAGGAGACAAGGCUGCUUCGGGAGAUGAGGAGAAACAAAAGCCCAAGUUAGAAGCACCGGAAAAAACACUCGCCGAUGAGGUGAACCCAGGACUGGAUAUCAACGACAGGUCUUUCUAUUACAUUAAACAUGCAAAGAUGAAGAUAAUCAGAACUGGGUCGAAGGUUGGAGGGAGGAAGAAAGCGACGUCCGGACUGCAGGAUGAUGACGCUCAAGAUACAAAGAAAAGAGAUCAGGGUGCUAAAGAUGAUCUCUUUUCAGAAUACAUCAAUGGUGCUAAGACGAGGAUCAGAACUACGCCGAGUAUGAAAAGUGGAAGGAUUGUCUCCUUCAACCGAAAGUAAGAGAAUUCAAAUCAAUUGGAUCCGGAUAUCAUCGACAUCUCAUGCAUUAAAACUAUUUUUAUAAACAUUUAUUUUUAACUAAUAAUACGACAUGUUACGAAAGAUGAGAAAUACGACAUGUUAUGAAUGGUUUGGCUUUA
Juglans microcarpa x Juglans regia is the source of this 907-nucleotide messenger RNA. RefSeq lists its product as uncharacterized. Bases 102 to 767 code for a protein of 221 amino acids. The transcript is spliced from 2 exons. Lineage: Eukaryota; Viridiplantae; Streptophyta; Magnoliopsida; Fagales; Juglandaceae. The record is from RefSeq and is a predicted model, not a curated record.